CUGCAUACGUGCUGGGUUGUGAUUGGCUCAUGUAUUUAAGGAUUCGUAGAAAAUGGAUUUCAUAAAAACCGCAAUGUACCUACCGUGUUAUAGGGGGGCCGACUGUAUCUAUCUUCAUUCUCAAGGUUAAGGAAAAUGACAUCGUGGGCAAUAAAACCCGUCUAAUCCGCAUGGCGAAUAUUCAAUUUCCCGCUUAGUAAAGCGACCAAUCGGUGUUCUCCUACUGCGGAUAACAUCGAUAAAAAUCCCCACGUUUUCUUUUGAUAACAUCCCACCUGCGGGAGUCUUUAUCAUUAAAAUAUCCCCCUAAUACUUUUAUUUUGAAUUGACAAUAUUGUUCUAAAAUUAAAAUAGUAUCAAUUUUAAUCCCGAACAUCGAUCGAUAUAAGACUGCUACGGAACAAUAGGGAAAUUUCCCCAAAAUAUUUCUCACUCGUUACGCAAUAACGCGAUUGCUCCAAAGACACGUGUUUAUCUACACGCGAUAAGCGAAACACACAAUCGACAGUGGUUAUUGUGACAUAGUUCGGUAGUGUAUGAUGGAGUCCGAGCAAAUUACGUCGAUUCGGGUCCUACCCAACGAAAUUUUCUUUAAAAUAUUCAGAUAUUUACAAUUGGAAGAUUUAGUUUUUACUUCUAACGUGUGUGUGAGGUUCAGGAGCAUCGUAUUGACAAUCAGUGAUUCGUUUCUAAUGAAGAGAUGCUUGGAACUGUUCUUCGUAAAUCAUUCGAAAGACAUUCAAAUUUUAGACGUCAGCAAUUGUUCGGACGAGAUACCCGAUGACGUGUGGUUAAAAUGCGUGAUAAGAUUUAAAUACGUUCAAUCACUCCGUAUAGUGAACACAGAACUGGAAUAUGACUUAGUGAUUGAUAUUUUAAUCAGACUUCCUCAUCUGCAAGAGCUGAUUUUAACCACGCAUCAAACGCUUUUACUGAAAACUGAAGAAAGAUAUGACUACACAUUAAACAAGGAUCUUAUAAACUCCAAACUUUUAUUGAUGGCAGAAAAACUGGACCGAAAUCCGCUGAAAAAAUUAAGUAAAAUGCAGAUAUCAAUUGAUAAUUCUUACUGUAGUUAUUGUUUCUUGCAUCUAUUGUUGUUAUACCUCCCAAAUAUAGAAUAUAUCCACAUUCAUCUGGUGAAUUAUCUUCUUGAAAACAAAGAUGAUUCAAGAUUCUAUUUGCCAGUUCUGAGUAAUGCAACGUUUUAUUGGAAACUAAACUUAAAUAAAUUGGUUAGCAUCAUCUUAACCGAAGAUAAUUAUACCGAUGACGAUUACACGAAUAAAAUGAAAAUGGAGAAUGAUUACACCUUAUUGAAAUGGAUUCUGGAAGGGCGAAUGCAAGACGUUCCUUUGAAUGAUUACUGGAUGGCGCCUGAAAUCGCGGACAGAUUUGCUGUACAAAAGAAAAAGGAGGAAAACAUUUUACGUUCAAGUUUCCUGAAUAAUUUAUGUUCGGCUGAUUCGAAUUAUUUCAUCGACGAAGGCAUGAAAUAUGGAAUAGUCGAGGAACAUUCGGAAGCGAAAUACGUCAGUUACAGAGAUUCUAAAUUCGAAAAUGAAGAUUUAGAAAAUUUCCUGAAAUUCGCCACUAAAAGUUUGCAAUAUCUUUGCUUCAACAAAGUGAAUUUUACUAGAGAUAAAUUGAUAGUCAAUAGAUUUAAUAAAUUACUCGCCUCUUGUUUUCUUAUAAAAGAAUUAAAUCUAAUCAACUGCCAUAUUGGAUUAUGUCGUCACUUAUUCAAUGGAAUCAGUAAAUUAAGAGGAUUGCAACGCCUCGCGUUACCCGCCUGUUCGGAAGUUAGCAAGUGCUGUAUUUCGAAAACUAGGAAUAAUAUCACCGUUAAAUCCUCUAAUAGUGAUUCACUGCUCAUGUCCAUCGCCAAGAAAUGUCAUCAACUGUCCGAAUUAGAGAUUUAUGGGUGCGGUGUAUGCAAAAGCCAUGAAAAUUCAGAAUUGUGCUGGGAUACACAUCUGUCGGCUUUAUCCAAGAUGAGCAGAUUGACGUCUUUAACAUUAGUGAAUAUUCCUCAAAUAAGAGCAGCUCGUUUCCUGAAGGAUAUCGCAGUUAAUUGCCUAAAUAUCAAAAGUUUACGGAUUCAUAAUCUGGGAAAAUGUAAUUACUUGGAAUCCCUCUUCUGCUUUUUAAUGACGGCACCAAAUUUGGUGCAUUUCAGACUCGGUCAAAGUGAUAUCGAUUUAUCAGACUCGCGACUGUGGCAAGCGUUGAGCAAAGCAAAAAGGUUACAAGAGUUACGUGUUCUGUCAAAUAGGAAAACAACUGUACAGGGUGGUGAAAUUGUGGAAGCAUUGACAGAGCUCUCUAGUUUUUACGUUUUUCAUAUUCAUGCACCUGUUAAAAUUCAAAAGUACAGAAGAAUUUUAUCUUGGGCCGUAAAGAGAAAAGAGAAGAGUGGAAUAGACGUAGACAUUAAUCGAAGUGGAUACAAAUGGGUCGAUGACGACAUAAAUCUUUUAUUGAAGUUGCAGAAUGAAUGUCGAAAGUGUUUUACAUUCACUAAUAAUAGUUACCCAAAACACAAACUAAUGUCGAGUUGUUAGUUAAAUCCAGAAUAUUAUUAAUAUUGAAGAAAGAAGGCACUAGGUGGUAUUUUAUGUGGUUCCGGUCGUAAAGUUCAAAGUGCUGGAGUCACUUUAAGUGUUUUUGAGCCACCGAGUUAAUUUCUUUACACGGUAUGGAUCAUACGGAUACGGAUGCUAAAUACAGUGUAAUCAUAAACAGUUUAUAUUCAGAGCUCACCGUAAAAAAAAACUACUAGGUAAAGCCAAAAUUUGGUUCAUAUUAGACAAAUUAUUUUUUCUACAGAGACAUUGAGAGAGAGAGAGAAAACGUACUUCUUUAAAUGCAGUGAAAGAAUAAUAAUAAUAAUAAUUAAAAGCGAGAUAAAGUAAUAAAAAAGACGAGGCUGUUUGCCAUUGUUAGGUAAGAAUGAUGGUUCAUCGUCGUCUUAUUCACACGUUUGAAUAACACUAUUUUUUAAAAACUGUUCUUAAAUACCAAUUAAUAAGACAACAUGUUUCGUACAUUCUUGCCACGAAAACAAUAACAUAUGUGAUAUGAAUAUGAAUUUUUCUAAACUUGAAAGCAAAUUUAUUUAUUUCUCGAAAAAAGUUCUGUUUAACAUUAGAAUUAAAAUCUUCUCGCUUCAAAAAUAAUAAUAAUCUGGAAAAGGAAUGAAUAGGAUUUUAAUAUUUCAAGAUUUCUCCGAAUCAGCAUAGAAAACACAUAUUGGAUUUUUGGAUAAAAUAAUAAUAAUAAUUUUCAAUUCAUCGAUAUUAUGGACACGAAAUCAUUUUGUUUGCAAAGGUAUUCGUAUUAAAUUACGUCAUCACACUUUACGUGGCUGCUACCCAUUGGAGAGACGUCAACCAGCAACUAAUGUUCAGUGGUUUUAGUAACACGUCUACAGUUUCAUGUGUCUAGAAUGUUCUAAUUUAUCAUAAAAUGUAUUUUAUAAUCAUCUGUAUUCAGGUUAAAACUUGCACAGAUGUAUUAUUGACAGGAAAAAGAACACUACUUCGGGUUUUUUAUAUUCCUCCAAACAGAAAAACUGCAUUUUAAUCAGGAUCAAAACUGAUUGAAACGAUAAAAUUGCGGAAUUACUAUUUACAAGAGAUUUAUUUAGAAAUUUUUUAUAAAAAUCGACAGAAAUAGUUGUUAAAGUACACAUUUUCGCUGCUUCAUUUUCUAAAAAAAUUUUACAUGGCUAUACACGUAUGUACCAGCGGUUUCAUUUUUUAACAGGGAUGCUAUUUUGAUGAGUUACGUUAUAAUCUUUUGCACUUCACUUUAGAUGAUUACAGAAUUGAAUUCUCGAAUUAUUGAGUAAUUAUAGAAUUGUAAAUUGCAUCAUUAUUUUCACCUUUUGAAAACGUUAAGUGCCUUUUUUACGAUUGCGUGACAACAUUUCUAAAUGCAAUGUUAUGUCUAAGAAUGCUG
This is a messenger RNA of Centruroides sculpturatus (bark scorpion), 3963 nucleotides long. RefSeq lists its product as uncharacterized. The transcript is spliced from 10 exons. NCBI's taxonomy places the organism in Eukaryota, Metazoa, Arthropoda, Arachnida, Scorpiones, Buthidae. The record is from RefSeq and is a predicted model, not a curated record. Bases 537 to 2564 code for a protein of 675 amino acids. Gene Ontology annotation, biological process: SCF-dependent proteasomal ubiquitin-dependent protein catabolic process. Gene Ontology annotation, molecular function: protein binding.